AUGUCUCAACUCCUCUGUAACGUCGACAGCAUCAUCCGUGCCUUUGACAAAUAUGCAAGGAAGGAUGGAGACGGCAGCACGCUCAGCAAGGGUGAGCUGAAGCAGCUCAUCCAGAAGGAGUUUGCCGAGGUGAUCGUGGAUCCGUACGAUCCCAAAACAAUCGAGACAGUGUUGGAGCUGCUAGACACAGACUGUGACGGCAAAGUGGACUUUGAGGAGUUCACCGUCCUGGUGUUCAAGGUUGCAAGGGCCUGCUACAAGAAAGCUCAUGAGCCAACUCAAGAGCGGCAGUUGACAGAACAGAGAACAACCCAACCAUCAUCCCAAAAACCUCAGAUGAAAGAGCAGGGUCCCAUUAGCCAACAAAAAGUACAUCAUUCCAGAAGCUUUGUGGGUCAUCCAGAUGCCCAGAAUCACCCAGAAGAGGCCAUCCAGAAUCAAAGAUUGAUCAGCUGGAUAUCAGAACAUCAGAAGAUUCUGGAGAACAAUGUCAGGCCAUCUGUCCUUGAGCUGAAGCUGAGCCAGAAGUAG
Molecule: messenger RNA, 531 nt
Organism: Hemicordylus capensis (graceful crag lizard)
Lineage: Eukaryota; Metazoa; Chordata; Lepidosauria; Squamata; Cordylidae
Product: cornulin-like
Exons: 3
Coding region: 1-531 (176 amino acids)
Biological process (GO): cellular response to cytokine stimulus; positive regulation of cell cycle G1/S phase transition; regulation of phosphatidylinositol 3-kinase/protein kinase B signal transduction
Cellular component (GO): cytoplasm
Molecular function (GO): calcium ion binding; transition metal ion binding
Source: RefSeq, a predicted model, not a curated record